Carassius gibelio (silver crucian carp) is the source of this 847-nucleotide messenger RNA. Its product is annotated as transmembrane channel-like protein 7. Gene Ontology annotation, cellular component: plasma membrane. Bases 226 to 828 code for a protein of 200 amino acids. The transcript has 4 exons. The record is from RefSeq and is a predicted model, not a curated record. Lineage: Eukaryota; Metazoa; Chordata; Actinopteri; Cypriniformes; Cyprinidae. Gene Ontology annotation, molecular function: mechanosensitive monoatomic ion channel activity.
UUGAAUCUGAUUGGCUGACGAACGUUCUGAGGUGUGUAAUUAUUUUCUGGGAAAUGCACGUCGAACGUAGUUCCAGGCAGCUCUCUUGACCGCAUUACAGUUCCAUAUCACUUCGCGUAGUUAACAGUAAUUACGGUCACGCAGUUUGCACAGAAAGGUGUUGUCAGUGCUCUUUUCUGAUGAUUCGAUCAGUUCGCGUGUAGUGUAGCAACAUAAAGGCUACACAUGACAUUUCUCAAUAGUGAGGUAAUAGCAGUGCUGUUUAGAGACGCAAAGAGUGUUCGUCCCGGACCGACGGGCUCCUUCCAGUCACCUCCUGCUGGAGCAGCUGCCCAGCUAUCAGUCUCUGUUGUACCGGAGGAAGACCAGCUCCAGCAGCAGGAGGCGGGGCAGUGGGCGGGGCAGACAGCCAUCAAUCAACAGUGGGAAAUGGGCGGAGCAGAAACCUGUCCACAGCGGGGAGGAGCUCAAACCUGUGAGGGAGCUUCCCAAGAGCAUGCAGGAGAAGCAGCACGAGAAGCAGCAGCGUCUCCAGCAGGGCGGCGCUCUCACCGGCUGGGGUUUGUGGAGACUCAAUGUCCAUCGAUCUCUGAAGCGUCUCAAGGAGGACGGGAUGGAUGUCCUCUCGUCUCUGCAGCUCUGGAGGGCAGAUAUUCAUCUCAUCGAGGGAAUGUUUGGGACGGGAAUCCUGUCGUAUUUUUCAUUCCUGCGCUUCCUGGUGCUUCUGAAUUUCAUCAUGUUUCUGCUGAUGUUUGUGUUUGUGAUGCUGCCAGUGAUUAUCACAUCACACAGCACACACAACAUCACCUACAGCAGCAGCAACGGUAACCACACACACACACACACA